Molecule: messenger RNA, 2187 nt
Organism: Mya arenaria
Lineage: Eukaryota; Metazoa; Mollusca; Bivalvia; Myida; Myidae
Exons: 8
Coding region: 319-1785 (488 amino acids)
Source: RefSeq, a predicted model, not a curated record
CUGGAAACCCAGACCAUGUUUCAUCAGAAUAACUUCAGUUCAUGCGAGGAGGCGGAGAAGGAUAGACGACAGUGUCCAGCAUGAAUACACUUUAUAACGAAUCGAAUUGGAAUGAGGAAAUCCACGUGACGUAAGCUUGCAUCUUUGGCGUCCCAACUUCCCUGGUUACCAUGGAUACUAGCUGUUUUUCUGCGGGUGUCACUGGGCAGUGUGGUAUUCAGUGGAACACCCUGUUACACGGACAUCUGUUCCACUGAGAAGUUCUGUGAUGAUGGAGUGCGGCACUGCCGUCUGUGUGACGACAUCCGGGAUGACUGUAUGAAAACGUCGCUUCCGGCGGACUGCAUGUCAUGGUGUAUAGGCUAUUUGACGAACAAAGGCGUGGAAUCUAUCAUACAAAGAAACAAAGUUGCCGACUGUCCAGACCUCGGCCCGCUUGACCAUGGAAACUACUUAAAUGUUUCUAAUUAUCGUCACGGAACUAACGUUAAGUUUACGUGUGAUGAGGGAUACCGGCUGGUCGGCAUGAACACGUCAACGUGCGGGGACUUCAAGACAUGGUCCACUCCUGUGCCCGUGUGUGAAGAGGUUAAAGUGUUUGUUUCUGCCGGCUGGCGGAAUGCAACGGUCGUACAGGCGCCUUUCAUCGUUAUCCUUCUGUUUAUUCUGAUCCUUAUGGUGUUCUAUAUUGUUCGUCUGCGCAUGCGACAUACUCCGAAGGAUGAAGAAAGGGCGGUCAAUGGGGCAGCCUUCAACGCCGUAAAAAGUGCGGUCAUUUCUGUAGAUGAACACAAUGAAACGGAAAUAAGAAGUAACUCCUUGAAAUCAAAUCGUAGCGGAGAUUCUGGUAUAGAGAGCAGCCGCGAAAGCCGAACUGUUAGUGAAGAAAGAGGUGGUGACAUAGGAAGGGUCCUUGACACGGAACGCGAUACCUUAUCUGGAAGAGAUACACACGGACCUCUCAGAAUAGGAGCCGCAAGUGAAUUAAACAUAGAACAAAACGGCGGGAUAGGGAGUGCUCCUUCAACGCAGCGCGCCGAAAGUGAACCCAGUAUGGAGUCCAACGCGCCCACAAAAAGCUGUGACACAGGCGAAAGUUCCACAGGCGAACUUCCCACAGGCGAACGUCCCACAGGGAAACGUCCCACAGGCGAACGUCCCACAGGGGAACGUCGCACAGGCGAACGUCCCACAGGCGAAUGUCCCACAGGCGGACGUCCCACAGGCGAACGUCUCAAUGGAGAUAAAGGUCAAUUCAUGUAUAUUGACUACUCAACGAACGUGAAAAACGUAGAAAUCCACGUGAAGAGUAAUACUAGACAUAACCAUGAAACAUAUAACUACAAAUCAGGUGAUAAUAAUUCUUCGUCUUUGGCGUAUAAAUCUAACAACGACAGUAACAACGUCAAAAGCAACAACACCGAUACCGAUAACGACAACGUUGGACCUCGCAAUUCGGAAAUAGCGGCCGCUCCAACUGACGCAUCUAGCUGCACCGGCCGAAACUCGCCACAAACCGGAAACGUAGACCUCGAUCGCGCCGCUAAAAAACAAUUUCAAGAAGAUAUUAAGUUUGGAACUCCGGAAACGAAUCUGACGACUGAUGGCAUACAACCGGAAGAACAAGGUGGGCCGUUUGAAGUGAUCACAAAUGUUGAAGAUUCUUACCACGGGGUAUGUUCUCCUACCCAGCUGAAUGUCCGGCUAAGCGACGCGAGUGCCGUCCCCGGUGAUAACGCUACGGAUCCUGACAAUUCUGAGAGGGAGCCAUUGCUCACCAGCUAGCAGCGAUGGCAUUGUUUUACAAAUAUUUUCAAUCAACCAAUCCUUUUUACGUUGUGUGUGGUCGUUUUAUUUUAUUCCUCUUGCAGUGCCAUAUUUGGUUAUUUUUUGAAAUACCAGUUUGCUGUGAUCGCCAUAUUCGUCAUGUAUACCCAGGUUUUUAUUCAGAACUUUGUAGUGAUUGAUUUUUCUAAUAUUGAUAAGGUUUGAUUUUUGAACUCCCAUUUUAGUCUAUUUUGUUCAAAGCUAUCUGUGAUCAAAAUAUAUGUAUGUGAUAUAUUUGCUCAUUAUGUUCGUUUCACAUUUUAAAUUAGCAUUUUUAGUUCGUGUUGCGUAAUUGUUUGUGUUGUUGUUUUUAUAUUGUUUUACUUUAAUUUUUCAUUCCAUUAAAACUUUAUUCAUGUU